ACCUACUCUUGUGUUCAUGUUUGAAGUAAUAAACCUCUGACAAUGCAACACUAUUCUUGCAUUACUUCAUGUGUUUGUAAAAUCACAUCAGCAGGAACAUAUGAAAAAGCUUUACACUGUUUCUGUACUUUAACAUGAAACCCUGCCCUGCCUGAAAGGCAUCACAGAACAUAAAAACACACUUUACAGUCCCACAUAUUGUUUCCAUUCUGUAGCUCCUCCAUUCUGUGGUGAAUGUGGACAUAGACAAACAAGUAAUCUAACAGUUUUAUGUUCAUUUACACAUUAGCUAAGUUCUCUGUUUUAGCUGCCAUUGGUGAGAACGAUCAGAACAUUUAAUUGUUAGACAAGAAAAUUAUGUUUUUAAUUCAAUUCGGUUUUAUUUAUAUAGCAGUAAUUCACAACUUAGCCCUUUAACAUCCUCACCAAGAAAAAAGCAACGAAAAAAUUAUUUCUUUAUAUUUUUUUAUUUCCUUGGGGCACUAAUAACAACAAUCAAUUCAUUUUUUAUGAACAGACCCCCUGGUUUUGGAAAUAUUGACCUCUACCAAACAGUAGAGCAUGUUUUGUAAAAAAUUAUUUGACCCUUUUAGGUCUUUCUUUUUAUGUUUCAAUUUACACAGUUAUGUUCAGUAACUCCUUAGACAUGACAAUAUGUCAAAAAAAUAUUAGCUUAUGUAACCUGCAUAGAAAUGCAUGGCCACUAAAGGGUUAACUCCCUGACGUUGGGUCUGUUGAUCUUCUGCGCAGCCCUUCUGAGCAGACGCUGCUGCAGGCGCGCAGAGACACAGAGAGGAGAGGAGUAGCAGAAGCUAAGCCACGAAGAAAUAAAAUAGCAGGAAAGUAGAAAUAGACCAGCUAAAUUAGCUGACGAAUUCAGUAUGAAAGAUGAUGGAAACCUACCGGUUCGGUUUACUUUUUGACGGUGUGUUGCUCCGGUGGUAAACGAGUCGGGUGGUGUUUUCAUCUAUUGAUGCUCCGACUGUUUUUUUGACUGGAUUAGAUACUUGGAUUAAGUUUCUGCUGAACACGAUGGCGAGCCAGACCCAGCGAGAACUUCUGGAGAGGAACGUUUGAGGCAGUGUGGCCAGCUGUUUCAACCGUCGUUGGAAGAAUCAACUGUGUUGUUUCCAAGGAUUUCCAGAGAAGGAACAAUCAGAACUACACACAUUUAUCCUACCCGGGUAGAGUAGAGGUAAAGAGAGAAAACUUUAAUGAACAAGUGACACAAGGAGGGACAUAAACCAAGGAGACCCCCAAGAGAGACAUUCAGGACAUUUUCUGUUUUAUUUUACUGUUUAUUUUCUUAUGCAAAGAGACUCUAUUUUGUGUUUUUGGGGUUUUGUAACUUUUUUAUAUUGUACUGUAACACAAUUGUUUAUUGUGUUAAAUUGCAAUAAAUCUGCCGGCUGUUAUAAAUUGCAAAUAUAUCUGUUUCUUAACUAACUCCUCCAGAACCUAGUUAACUACCUAGCUUUGCUAUUGGCCCACAUCUAAGCAAGUGCUACACAAAACUUGGCGAGCCAGCCAGGAGGAGUUGAUUUUUGAGAACAAAAUUAUUAAAUUGUACUGAAUACAGUUUGGCAGUUUUAUCACAGUCUGACACACGAUUUGCACCUAUUGCAGAAUGGAUGUCAUUGAGUCUCAGAGUAUUAAGGUACCCAACUCCAUUUUAAUUAGUGGAUUAACUGGUACACAAGUAGAUGAGGAACUAGUUGAGUUUUUGCAGGAAUAUGGUUCAAUUUCCAGGACAGUACAAGUUGAUAGUUCUGACCCUGACUUUCAAAACACGACUAUAGUUGAGUUUCAGUUUGGCACAGCUAUUAAAGCACUCCAAGGCAAAUUGCCAUGCCAAAGACCUACAUGUGACCCUCGUGUUACUCACACAAUUCAGCUUUUAUCCCCACUGUAUAGUACUAAGCUAUCUUCAGGGAUAACUCAGACUUACCUAGCUAACUUAAAAGGUGUUGCAAAACUGAGUGGCACAGACUAUGAACAGAUACUACUCAAAGAGUUAAGCAACAUACAGAAAUCCACCGACGGUGAAGAGGCAGUUCUUUCUGAGGAGCCUUCUCCUGAUGCAGAUGGGGUAGCACCUGUGUCACCAGAUCAAACCCAGGCCCACCAAGUUACUCCUACCCCCCAGCCUGCCACAAAAUCGAACCUUUAUGCCUCGACUGCUGCUAAGAGCCCAGUUCCCCUCUUGUCACCUGAGCAGAUUCAGACACCUGAAGUCCAAAGGGUGAUAGUUGAACACAUUGUCAAAAGCAGUGAUUUGUCUCAGACUUACCCAAGCCCCUCUAAGCUCAAGCUCUUCUCUGGAAAAAGCCCCUGUCCUAACAUGGAAGUUGACUAUGAAACCUGGCACAGUAAUGUGGAGUUUUAUCUUGCUGACUCUUCCAUCCCUGAAAGACAGGUUGUCAGGAAAAUGAUAGAAAGUCUCUUACCACCAGCUGCCAACAUUGUCAAGCAUCUGGGUCCCCUUUCUAGCCCCCACGAUUUUCUGAGUCUCCUUGAUUCAGCCUAUGGGACUGUUGAUGAUGUUGAUGAACUAUUUGCAAAGUUCCUCAACACAAAUCAAAACGCAGGUGAAAAUCCUUCAGCCUACUUGCAUCGCUUACAGACCACACUGAGUAAAGUUUUGAAGGGUGGUGGUAUUCCAGCUAGUGAUUUUGACCGUCAGCUGCUUAAACAGUUUUGUAGAGGAUGUUGGAACAACAGCUUAAUUAGCAGUCUCCAACUUGAGCAAAAGAAAUGCAGUCCACCCCCAUUUUCCGAACUAUUGCUCUUACUGAGAACUGAGGAGGAUAAGCAAGCUGCUAAGUCCAACCGCAUGAAGCAACAUUUGGGCCUCACAAAAUUAAAGGUGCAGUCCAACCCCCUAAAUGUGUACCCAGACGUAGAUAUGGCAGCUACUUCAGAUGACACGACUCACACAGUGACAAAUAAAUUACAGAAGCAAAUUGCACAACUCCAAGAACAGCUCACAUCCCUGAGAGCUUCACUUGGUGAGUCUGUACCCAAACGGUCUAACACAGCACUACCAAAACCCAAGAAAAGUAAGCCCAGUGAAACCAAAACAGAGAGCCGCCCACAAUGGAGUGAAAGUGUAAGCAAAAAUAACAAGAAACCCCGUGCAUGGUACUGCUUUAAUUGCGGUGAUGAUGGGCAUAUAGCCACCUCAUGCACUAGCGAGCCCAAUCCUGAUGCUGUUGAGACCAAACGAAAGGCAUUAAGAGCCAAGCAAAAGGCCUGGGAAGAACAGGCUAGACCAACUUUAAACUAAGCUCUGUUCCAGUUGAGGGACAAACUGGAACCAACACCACUGCAAGUCCCACACCUAAAGCUGCACUAAAGACCUCGUCACAUACACCCAACCCAAGACACCAUCCUAAAUUACCAACAGGGUUAAUUGGUCGAAAAUGCACAGCCAGUGUAACUGUAGCUGGAGUGAACUGCAACUCCCUGUUAGAUACUGGGUCACAGGUGACUACAAUAUCAUCUUCCUUCUACAAUGAAAACCUGUCAAACCAGCCUAUCCAACCUAUUGAUAAACUUGAUGUUGAGGGUGCAAAUGGUCAAGCUGUCCCAUAUUUGGGGUAUGUAGAGGUCAACAUUGGCUUUCCCAAAGAAUUCAUUGACGCACAACCUGAAAUUUCGACCCUAGCUUUAGUUGUUCCUGACUUGCGCUCCAGCAUUGAUCUGCCAAUUCUAAUUGGCACAAACACCCUUGACAUGCUGUAUGCAGAGCACUGCCAGGACCAAGACAUAUCUGACCUCUCCACUGUCUAUGGCUAUAGACAGGUUUUGAAAACGCUUGAACUCAGAAACAAAGCAAAGACCACUGGGAAGAUUGGUCUAAUGACAUUAAGAGGUAACACACCGGAGGUCAUCCCAGCUCAUGAGAGAAUCUGCCUUGAAGGACAUAUCAAUUCCAGAACCCCCAUUAGUGAGAAUUUGGCAAUAAUAGAGCAGCCCAGCACCUCUACCUUACCUGGUGGAAUCUUUAUCGAUUGCUGUGUGUCUGGUGUCAAGUAUAAAUGUCCUCUCUCUUUCUUACGCUGACACCAGGUCGAUGACCUAUGACCUCAGUUUUAAGUACCAAUAAGGUAGAAAAGUGGUAUAUAGGGCAGAUUAUUUACCAUUUACAGGUAUACCAUUCAAGAUCAAUAUGUAGAUUUCAAGUUAGCACAGACUGCUGUGCUUUGUACAUGGCAUGAGCUUGUCUGUUUACCUGAACUGGCCUGACCUGACAGUUCUACUUAAAGUAGCUAUUAUGUCAAAACAGUCUGUUUGCCUGUGUGUGAACUGCAAAGCCUUCUCCAACAUUUCAAAACUCUCCUGGAACAAAGCACGAUUAUCUUAAUCUUUUGAAAAAUGUCCCAUCUCAUUAUGAUAUACUUAAGAAAUGCAGUGGAUGACGUGUGUAAGACGCUGCAGCACAAGAUAUCUGACCUUGAAAUUUGUCUUUGCUGUGAGGACAUGCCAGGGCACAUCCAAUCACACGCAACCUGCAGCCAUAUAUCACACAGCCUGCAGAGGUGACAGUUUAAUUAGUUACUGAAUAAAAGUUAUUGAAAGUUUGGGAUCUCUACGUACUACCAGGAGAGCUGCCACUGCACACAUGGUUUCUGCUUCAUCUGGUACAUGUUACUUAGCAACACACUCACACAAAGGGAAGCCAUUUACAUGUCAACACAAAGUGUGAUGUAUAGUAAUUCCAUGUACACACACACACACACACACACACACACACACACACACACACACACACACACACACACACACACACACACACACACACACACACUCUCACUCAAACAUACCUUUGUAACCCACACAAGGUAAAUGAAAGGAGAGGUGUGUGUACUGAGGUUACGGCAGGUGACUGUUGGCAGACACUUGCCUGGAGCCAUCACUUCUGGUCAGACAGCUUACAGCCAUCAUCAAGAAGACAACAAACACCAAUUGAAUCUUGAGUAGAGAUAUUGUUUUCUUGCGUUUUUUAGGUCAUAGUUGAAUCUUUAUUUUACAUAUGGCCCUACAGUUCCUCUAGCAUUAUGGACAGUUAUUCUCUCUUCUGAUCAGAAGUAUCGUUUACUCACCUCACUCACCAAAACCUGCCAAGGUUUUAUAAGCUUACCCUAGGUCUAUUCUUCUCACACAAGGGAAGUGUAACAUUGCUUCUUCAUCCAUGUGUUUCAGUGACAGUAUUCUGUCAUUCUGACAUAAGGCAUUUUUAUGUUAAUUUUCCUCAGCGCUUUAUUCAGUCAUACCCACCACAGUGAUGGAGAGAGCCACAGCAUGCAUGCAAUGUUUGCCUUUCAUGUGAGAUUGGACAGAACAUCAAGUGAUUUGUAAUACAUACCAAUGCAUUAAUAAACAGCUAAUGAUAAACCAAUAGCAGCUAAUCAAAGUGUUAAAAUAAUUAUCAGGCUAGUUUAUUUAUGAUUUUCCUAAUCAGUGAAAAUUUUUAAAUGUGUGAUGAAAAUCUAACUACUACUUUUACCAACAGAAACAUAGUAUCAUGACAGCUGUGAUGAUGGCUCAAGGAUGGCUGCUAUAUAACAAAAGAUUUAAAUGCAGCUGAUAAGCUAUGGCUCUGUGUGUGACAGCUAACUUGUCUGAUGGAAAGAAAAAUUAACAAAAUUGUCA
This is a messenger RNA of Amphiprion ocellaris (clown anemonefish), 5655 nucleotides long. RefSeq names its product zinc finger CCHC domain-containing protein 12-like. The record is from RefSeq and is a predicted model, not a curated record. Gene Ontology annotation, molecular function: nucleic acid binding; zinc ion binding. Bases 1628 to 3286 code for a protein of 552 amino acids. The transcript is spliced from 2 exons. Lineage: Eukaryota; Metazoa; Chordata; Actinopteri; Pomacentridae.